Molecule: messenger RNA, 2022 nt
Organism: Klebsormidium nitens
Lineage: Eukaryota; Viridiplantae; Streptophyta; Klebsormidiophyceae; Klebsormidiales; Klebsormidiaceae
Source: the annotation of a GenBank genome assembly
AUGUUGCAAAAUAUGCACCCGGUUCUGAAGAUGGCGGAAGAAGAGAGCGACGAUGAGAUCGAGCUCAUUGAGGCGCACGACAAAGAUGGCCAGAAACUGGAACUCGUCAAUCUACGAAACUCACCUGGAAUUGGGGGGGCUUCAAAACCCAAAAUCCCAACGGCAAAUGGGGGGACUAUGGGGCGCGGGGCCCCGGCAAAGGGGGGCCCAAAGCAGAAAAUGGUCACGUGCGGGGGGGGACGAGGGAGCGGGAAGAAAGUGGUUUCAAGGGGGUGGCUGGGAGGCCCCACCCGAAACCUGAAGCCGGCAGCCCCCCUAAAGAAGCUGAACACGACAACAGCGGUGCAGAAACUAGGGCAGGGGGGGUUGGGUGGGCCACCGCAGGAGAAGAAGGGCCCCCCCAAAGCAGUAGAGAACGAUGGAGAGGGGUCCAGGGGGGAUCCUGCCGGGGGGCCUUCCGCAUUAGUGCCUGAAGCAGAAGCAAAAGCGCCGGAAAGGCCAGCGCCAGCUGGCGGCAAGAAAAAGGUUGGAAGACCUAAGAAGAAGGCUUUGGUGGGCUCGUCCUUGCCGAUGGGGGGUAUCGGGAAGGAAGCGGACCCACUUGACAUGGUCUCUGGGGCGUCUCCAUCGGUGAAAGCCACAAAGAAGGUGGAGAUGCCUGCGAAGGCGUCAGGUGUGGGUGGGGCGAAAAGGGAGCCCAGUCCGAAGAAGAAGAAGCGGGGCCGUCCGUCAAAGUCAGCCGCUGCCAAAAGGAACGCAGUGCCGUUGGAAGCGCCCCCCAGGUGGGUCAUGGCUGGGGAAAGCGAGGAUGGAGACACCAUAUGGAAGUUAGCAUCGCCCGAGAAGAACGAAGGCGCUUCAAACCAGCUGGAAAAUGAGGGGGGCGGGAAAGGGACAGGAACAGCUGGUCACGGCCGGGCAGCAGCUGCUGCGUUGGGGAAAAGCGUUGGCCAGGACGGGCCAACAGCUGGCAGGGGUGCAGUGACAGCUGGCGGGGUCGCGAUUACAGCUGGCGGUGGAGUGGUGACAGCUGGCGCAGGCAUUGGCAUUGGAGGUAUGCGAGUGGAAAAAGGUUUGGAGCCCGAAGCGAACGGGGUGGGUUCGAUUGGGAAGGGGCAAGCAAGGCAGGCCGGCAAGAGAAAGCUGGAUCGGACGACGAGCGGUGAGUCAAUCGAGGAUGUGCCCCUGGCCAAGAUCGGAAAGGUGGGCAAGCACAAGGCAAAAGCGCCCCUGAAGGCGCUGGGAGGGGAAGAGGCAAGGGUCGAUAAUGUGAUGGAGAAAGGUGGGCCGUCGGAGAGGAGUGGAAAAGCGGGAAUUGACGGCAAAGGCGUGGGAGAAGUGCAUGAAAAGGUGGCUGUCGGGGCUGUGGGAGAGGGUGGGGUCUCGGGGUCGGCGCAAGUGCCCCUUGGACAGUUUCUAGCUCAACUGACGAAGGGCCAAUUGGAGAACGAGAGGGGCGGAGGUGCUUCGGUUUCCUGGGGUGAGGCGGUUCCAGCCCAACAGGAUCCUCACCAGUUCAAAGCGCCGUUAGGAUUUAUGACGCUGCCCGCCAAGAGGAGCUUUCCCGGGGGGGUUCCUAGCGGGCCGGUCGACAAGAAACCGAAGCUGGCCGGGGGCAGACGUGCGCUUGUGCUGCGCGCAAAGGUAGAAGCGAGGAGCGGAGCAGUGGGGCUGGGCGAACCGGAAAAAGGUCCGUCAUCCAAGGGGGGUCUGGCAAGCGAGAAGGCGGCACAGGUAGGACGCGAAGCGGAAGUUCUUGGAAGGAAAGAGGGUUCGCCAGCUGGCAAAAAGGGGUCCGAUGGGCAGGGUGUAAACUCGGAGGAAAGGGCUGUAAAGACGGGGGAGAGAAACCGGGGCGAAAUGGGAAGUCAGCGUCGCCGCUAAAGGACGCAGUGUCGUUGAGUAAAAGCCAGCCACGUGUCAGAAGUCCUCAGCGUGAGGGAAUGGCUGGCCAAGCAGGUCGGUCAACAAACACGCCAUUAAAAGGCGGAAAAGAACGAGGGGCGGAAAGCGGGGGCGGCG